Molecule: messenger RNA, 3884 nt
Organism: Chelmon rostratus (copperband butterflyfish)
Lineage: Eukaryota; Metazoa; Chordata; Actinopteri; Chaetodontiformes; Chaetodontidae
Gene: hspa13
Product: heat shock protein 70 family, member 13
Exons: 5
Coding region: 124-1458 (444 amino acids)
Biological process (GO): cellular response to unfolded protein; protein refolding; vesicle-mediated transport
Cellular component (GO): plasma membrane; cytosol; nucleus
Molecular function (GO): ATP-dependent protein folding chaperone; heat shock protein binding; ATP hydrolysis activity
Source: RefSeq, a predicted model, not a curated record
CUCAAAACUUCCUAUUUCGCAUCAUCCAGUUGUCAAAGCCGGACAUCAUUUAACCGCAACUUGAAUCAUUUUACCGACGUUGUGUGAAAUUUGAGCGUUAGUUGACUUCGCAACAUUGUGACGAUGUCGGGAGAAAUUUCAAUGAUUGGUUCGGUGAUCUUGGCCCUGUUUCUGGCUGGUUAUCUGGGCCAGCAGUACUUACCGCCCCCCAAACCCAAAGUGAUCGGCCUGGAUCUGGGCACCACCUUCUGCUCUGUCGGCCUCUUCCACCCGGGCAGCGGGGAGGUGGAGGUCUUAGCGGAUGAGGAGGGGAGGAAGAGCAUCCCCAGCGCCGUCUCGUUCACCACCAAUGCGGUGCUGGCUGGACAUGAAGCCGUGGAGCUGGCCGACAGCAACCCCCAAAACACCAUCUACGAUGCCAAGCGGUUCAUCGGGAAGGUAUUUGAGCCGGAGGUCCUGGAGCAGGAGAGUGCUCGGUACCCGUUUAAGGUGAUUAACAAUAAUGGAAGUGCAGAGUUCCUGGUCUCCACCAACCGUACCUUCACCGUAAGCCCAGAGUUCAUCGGCUCCAGGCUGCUGCUGAAGAUGAGGAAGAUGGCCGAGCGACAGCUGGGCGUGCCCAUCCAGAAAGCUGUCAUCUCGGUGCCCGCAGAGUUCGAUGAGAGGCAGAGGAACUACACCAUCAGGGCCGCCAACCUUGCCGGCCUCGAGGUCCUGCGUGUGAUCAACGAGCCUACGGCUGCAGCCAUGGCCUACGGCCUGCACAAGGUGGAUGUGUUCAAUGUGCUGGUGGUCGACCUCGGGGGAGGAACCCUGGACGUUUCUCUGCUCAACAAACAGGGAGGCAUGUUCCUCACCAGAGCCAUGGCAGGGAACAACAAGCUGGGUGGUCAAGACUUCAGCCAGAGGUUGCUUCAGUACACCACAGAGCGAGUCCGACAGGAGUUUGGCGUCCCACCCACUCUCAAAGAGGACAUCCACCAUCUCCGACAGGCCGUGGAAGCUGCCAAGCUCAACCUCACACUCCAACCCAGCGUCACCAUCAGGGUGCCCCUGCACCUUCACACCCACGGCAGCUCCGAGUCACCGGAAGCCCCCGCCCCCGCUCCCGCUCCCGUUCUCUUCCAGGCUGUGAUCACUCGCGAGCUGUUUGAGCAGCUCAAUGAGGACCUUUUCCAGAAGAUCCUGGCUCCUGUUGAGACCGUGCUGGCGGAGGGCCACGUGGAGAAAGAGGAUGUGGAUGAGAUCGUUCUGGUCGGUGGGUCCACCAGGAUACCGCGGAUCAGGAGGCUGAUCAGCGAGUACUUUGGGAAGCAGCCCAACACAUCCGUAGACCCUGACCUGGCUGUGGUUACAGGUGUGGCCCUUCAGGCUGGCAUCAUGGGCGGCUCCUGGCCUUUACAAGUGAGCGCAAUAGAAAUCCCCAACAGACACCUGCGCAAGACGAACUUCAGCUAAUCUUUAUCCAGGUCAUUUAUUAAGAUAAAAGUGAUGCCACAGAGACUUGCCGCUGAUUCCUGUUUUAUGCUUCUCUUAUGUGCAAAAUUUAAAUUCUGCUGAAGUGAAACAAAUGACCAACACACGGCGCUGUCGUCUGAAUGAAGACAAGCAAGAUACUCAGGUUUUUCCACUCAUCUUGUCUGUGAAAGGGGGCGGUAGUAGAAAAAUAAGUGAUGGUCAUGUUUUGAAACAUGCAAAAAUUGGUCUUUGAGGCGUAGUGAGUGACAUCAUCUGCAGAAGUGAAUGGCCUGUUUCUGGUUUUAAAGAGACAGACGCUUGUGUUGUGCACGAAGCUUCAGCAGAAAUACCACGGUGAGAAACUGAUGAAAUGUGAACCAGAAGCCUCUCACAGGGUGACGUCUUCUCUCAUGUAUCUACUGAUCCAUUCAGCUUCAUUAGUGAUGCUUAUUCGUGGUAGGUACUUAAAUGGUGUUCAAUUCAGGGAACAGCCGCUCCUUACUGGACUUAAAGACUAACCAGUACAUCAUCAGCUAUUUAUUUAUUUAUUCCCAAUAACUGUAUGGCUGUGUGUGUGUAUGUAUGUAUGCGUGCUGGUGUGUUGCAGGCCUUUAAUGUGUUUUUACAUCUUUCCAUCAAAGGCUGACAAACAGUGUGCCUGUUCAGAAAGCUGCUAUAUUGAAGUUUAGAGGUGAACUACUGCCCCCUAGUGGUUCAGGCAGAGAGCCUGGUCCAGGUCCCUGCAAUGCUUUGUCACAGUAAUGAUUUUGUGUCCGCUGGGAGUCAUGCAGACAGGAGACCUCAGGGUCAGGAUGCGGUUAUGCACAAUUAAUUUCAAACAAAUUCACUGCAAUAUAGACUACUCACCUCAUAAAUAAAGACGUUUGACGGUGGGGGUGCAGACUCUUAAUAGAUGAAGGUGCAUGUUGGAGAAAGCCUUAAUGUUCACAAAGUACUGUAAAUCGGAAGUCAUUAGCAUCGCCCCUCCCUUUGAAUACAAUACAGACUGCAUUAUUUGCAAGUUGGCAGAGGACUCACGCUCAGUGCUGCACUUUGAGGACUUACACUUGUUGGCAACUUUGCUUUUUGUGCAAUAGUGCUUAUUUAAAAGGCAAUGUCUGAUGUUUACUUAAACACUUCAGAUAUUUGUGCUGCAUAUCAGAGUUACAACCCAGAUUCCAAAAAAGUUGGGGUGCUGUGUAAAGCAUAAAUUAAACACAGUAGGAUAAUUUUGCUCAUGCUUUUUGACAUCAAACACAUGAUGGUAUAAAGGAUAUUACUACAUGGGCUCUGGAAAACUUUGUAAAACUGCUGCCAGUAAACAGCUUUUUUGGAAUCGGGGUUGUAGGUGCAACAGUUUGCUUUUGCUGCUGUAGCGAGAGAAGGUCAACUCUGGUAGUCCCACAGGAGGACCAAAGCACUGCUUACUGGUGCCUUGUGUUUUUCAUGCUGUAUUUGUGGUAACGUGAAAGAUAUUUAAUCAUUUUGUGUGAAGAAAAAGUGUUUCACCUGCUGUUGUUCUGAUGGGCAGGAGGCUGGUUAUUGUACACCAAGUAUGAAAGUUGAUUUCUGUAUCUAUUCCAAAAUUCUGUCUUUGGAAAACGUACAACCCAGAACUGUAUCUCUGAAGUACAGACGGUCCAGUGUCAUCGUUUCCAGCCAAGCACUAAACUUACCUGCAUUCCUUUUCAAAAAAACACAACUUGUUUUUGCCAAAUGUCAGUCAUGAGUAGGUGUGUUUCCUUUAUCACAUUUUCUUUUCCAAAUGUUGUAUUCCUCAAAUUUGAACCAAUAUUUUGUAUGUAAGACUUUAGUAGAGAUGAAGAAAAAUUGAGGCUAUGCUAUUUGCCUUUGAUACUGUGCAAAUCAUAAGUCCUUAUUGAAACAGGGAGAAAGAGAUUAUGAGACUAAGAUCUAUUUUUAUAUUACAUACCCACUGUCAAGAGUCCAGCCACCUAAAAAAUUACAAGGAAGUCAAACUGUGACUGCCUGCUUUUCAGCCAAUUAAACUCCAUUUUCAGCUUCUUCACUGUGUGCUUGUUUUGAGGAAAAGUUAAACUAGGUCCAUUUUGUUGCCCAUAUACAUUCAUGAAGUGCUUCACAUACUCACAUGCUGUAUUGAGAUCCUCCAGGUGCUCUUAAGGGGGACACUUACGUUUUCCUUUCCUUUGCUUCAAAGCCUUAUGAAUGUGACUGAACUCUAACACAAGAAGUCUGAAUCCAUACUAGCUUUCAUCAGUACAUAUAAUGAAUAAAAUAAGCCAUAUGUGGUUUGUCCAUUAAUUGUAGGAUUAGAGGUUUAAUCUCCAGCUCCUCAUGUUGCAACAUCUUUGAGCAAAACACUGAACUCCAACUUGCUGCUGAUGCGCGUGAAAGUAGAGACAAAACGGUUUGGAAUGGCUAAAAAAAAAAAAAAAAAAAAAGAA